Molecule: messenger RNA, 2987 nt
Organism: Vigna radiata var. radiata (mung bean)
Lineage: Eukaryota; Viridiplantae; Streptophyta; Magnoliopsida; Fabales; Fabaceae
Product: pentatricopeptide repeat-containing protein At2g03880, mitochondrial
Exons: 4
Coding region: 274-2379 (701 amino acids)
Biological process (GO): RNA modification
Molecular function (GO): protein binding; RNA binding; zinc ion binding
Source: RefSeq, a predicted model, not a curated record
AUUUUACGAAAAGAGUGAUCUAAAUUAUAACAAUCAUUAUUUGAUUUUUUAUUUUUCUCUUCGCGGCGUUCGCAGAGUAUUUGAAUGAAUGGUAACUGACGUAUUUACGAAAUCUGGAUGAAAAAACACAACCCUCUUCGUACCAUCAAUGGCGGGUGUUGCGCAGUGUAAAAUCCCAUUUUGUCACCUAAAUCUUAUCCAACCUAGCUAGGGCACGAACCAACCUUCUAUUUUCAAAGCCCCAUUCCUUUAUUCAUCCCAUUCACGAAGCCAAUGUUGAAGCUCAUUGCAUCCUCGCGCAUCCACCGGCUGCACCCCACGGUGCUCCGUCCCGCCCACGAUUCUGCUUCGCCGUUGCUCAGAGUGCUCAGUUCUCUCGGCGGGUUAAGCCGUAGAAACACUGACGUUGGAGGCAGGUAUUUUUUCUGUUCCAAUAGUGCCCUUAAUUAUAAUUACGGUUGCAGCGUUCAAAAAUCAAAGCACUUACUAUUGUUGCAACCAACCACCUUGCAUCAUCACUGUUCAUAUAGCGGUAACUCCUCUCUCGUAUCUUCACACUCUGUGCUCACAGAGACAGAAUCACUACUCAACUUUUGUCACCAACGAGACCUUCCUAGAGCCAUGCAUGUGUUGGAUGCCAUGGAAAGACGCAGAGUUUGGGCCGACGCUAUCACCUAUUCUGAGCUCAUCAAGUGUUGCUUGGCUCACGGUGCUGUCAAGGAAGGAAAACGUGUUCACCGCCACAUUUUCUCAAAUGGGUACCACCCCAAAACGUUUUUGAUCAACACUCUCAUCAAUAUGUAUGUCAAAUUCAACCUCUUGGAAGAAGCACAUGUAUUGUUCGAUAAAAUGCCUGAACGAAAUGUUGUAUCGUGGACGACUAUGAUAUCCGCUUACUCUAAUGCCAAGCUCAAUGACAGGGCCGUGAGGCUCUUGAUUUUUAUGUUUAGGGAUGGAGUCAUGCCUAACAUGUUUACUUUCUCUUCUGUUUUGAGAGCGUGUGAGAGGUUGUCUGAUCUCAAACAACUGCAUUCUUGUAUAAUGAAAGUGGGGUUGGAGUCUGAUGUAUUUGUUCGCAGUGCGCUCAUUGAUGUUUACUCGAAAUUGGGGGAGUUGCCGGAAGCUUUGAGUGUUUUUCGUGAGAUGGUCACCGGAGAUUCUGUUGUUUGGAACUCCAUUAUUGCUGCAUUUGCUCAGCACAGUGAUGGGGAUGAGGCUUUGCAUCUUUACAAGAGCAUGAGCAGAGCAGGUUUUCGGGCGGAUCAGUCAACGCUUACUAGUAUUUUGCGAGCGUGUACUAGUUUGUCGUUGUUGGAGUUAGGGAGGCAGGUCCAUGUUCUUGUUCUAAAGUUUGACCAAGAUCUUAUCCUCAACAAUGCCCUUUUAGAUAUGUAUUGUAAGUGUGGUAGUUUGGAGGAUGCAAAGCUCAUUUUCAAUCGGAUGACCAAGAAAGAUGUAAUUUCUUGGAGCACCAUGAUUGCUGGGUUGGCCCAAAAUGGUUUCAGUAUGGAAGCACUCAAUUUAUUUGAGUCCAUGAAAAUGAAGGGUCCAAAACCAAACCAUAUUACAUUUAUUGGGAUUCUGUUUGCUUGCAGUCACGCGGGGCUAGUAUGUGAAGGUUGGAUCUAUUUUCGAUCUAUGAAGAACUUGUAUGGGGUAGAUCCUGAAAGAGAACACUAUGGGUGCAUGCUUGAUCUUCUUGGAAGAGCUGGGAUGCUUGAUGACAUGGUUAAGUUAAUUCACGAAAUGAAUUGUGAGCCAGAUGUUGUUACUUGGAGGACUUUGCUUGAUGCAUGCAGGGCACGUCAGAAUGUGGAUUUAGCAACGUAUGCUGCUAAAAAGAUUCUAAACUUGGAUCCACAUGACACAGGAGCUUACGUGUUAUUAUCUAAUAUUUAUGCAACUUCAAAAAGGUGGAAUGAGGUCGCAGAAGUUCGGAGGGCUAUGAAAAUAAGGGGCAUAAGGAAAGAACCUGGAUGUAGCUGGAUUGAAGUCAAUAAGCAAAUACAUGCUUUUAUUUUGGGAGAUAAAUCACAUCCUCAAAUAGAUGAGAUCAAUAGACAGUUGAACCAGUUUAUUUGUAGGCUAACUGGUGCUGGUUAUGUACCUGACACAAAUUUUGUACUACAAGAUCUUGAAGGGGAACAGAGAGAAGACUCUCUUAGAUACCACAGUGAGAAACUAGCAAUUGUUUUUGGUAUCAUGAGCUUUCCUAAAGAAAAAACUAUUAGAAUAUGGAAGAACCUAAAAAUUUGUGGAGAUUGUCAUAAGUUUGCAAAACUUAUAGCAAAGUUAGAGCAACGACAUAUUGUAAUUAGAGAUCCUAUUCGAUACCAUCAUUUUAGAGACGGGGUAUGUUCCUGUGGCGACUAUUGGUAGCAAAUGAGAAGCACAUAAGACGAGACAGAAUCUAGGACAACUUUUAAGCUCCAAGCAGCAUACUUCACUAUACAAUCAGCUGAUAUGUAUACGAGGAUAAAGUGUGCAGCAGUAGCAUUGCUGUUAGUUAACGUCAGUUUGGUUGAAAAUUGAUCACAAUGCUGAGCAGAUGAGGCAAUGAGGAGCGUGUUGAACCGACCACAUUUUACAACAGAUUCUCUAGUUGGGAAUUGCUCAGUCUAUUGAACAGUAGAAUUUUAGCUUUAGACAAAUUAUUUUGAGCAAUAUGAGAACAUUGAUGUUACUCGGACGCAGAAGAUUCUUGAUGAAGACCAUUAUGGAUUAACUGUUGUGAAGGAAUGGAUACUGGAAUUCACAGCUGUUGGGAAAUUAAGAGGAACUUCACAAGGGAAAAUUAACUGUCUUUCUGAUCCACCCGGAGUGCCUUGACGUGGCUGAAAUCAUGGGUCAUCGGCGUACCUGUAUUUCACAGGAUCUUCUGAAUUCUCUCAAUCAAUCCUUUACUUCUCGGACUAUAUAAAACCAGCCGUAAUUGUUCUUCACCUAAAAUCCUACCCGAUCUGUUGUUGGGGAGGAUCCUUUUGCAC